AGAGGAGUUGCCUUUGUUCUCAUAGAAGACGCAUCGAUCACUCGCAGCUGGACCGUGACAAUAAUCGAGCGAGGUGUUCGGUCAGACACCCUGAUAUACCCCUCAGCUCAUGAACGUCUUCGACACUAAGCUUUCUAGCUAAACGGCCAGUCAUCAUCUAUUGCUUUGCAAACAGUGAGGAUGGUGCCAUAUCAGUACCUGGCAGCCAACACUGCCUUCCUCCUUGGACUCCAAGCGAUAUGUACCAGUGCCGCCCCUUCGGUGAAUGUAGCGCUCAAGACUUCUUUCAAUUCAGCUCCCUACCUAGUAGAACUAUUAGAAACAGCUGCUGAUGAAAACUCGACCGCCUAUUACCCACUACUCGACCGCAUUGCGGAAGGCCACUUCGAUCAAGCCUCGACGGAUCGAGAUCUGUAUGAACUAUUCAAAAAGACACUACAAGAUGAGGGACAUCUUGCCAAAGCAGAAGACAUCUCUUCUUUCGAGUAUGCAUUGUCGAUACAUGCCGCUGCCCCUAGAAUAGAGGCACACUAUCAAUUCUACAACACUACCGUGGAGCCUACGUUGAAGAGACGGACGGAUAAGAGCUGUCAAACUUGGUUACACUUCAAUGGCCAACAAUACUGUGACUCCGACCUGGCAAGCUCAUCAGGAGAAUUAUUGGAUCAGGAGCGUGUGCUAGAUCUCCCGUUCGAUCGCAUCGCGGGUAACAAGCAGAGCAAGACACCCGCCAUCCUCUACGCAGAUAUCAUGUCUCCAACCUUUCGUGAAUUCCAUAAGACCGUUAGCGCAACCGCAAAAUCGGGAAAGACAUCAUACAGAGUCCGAUACAGGCCUUCUAUAGACAUUGCGGGAUCUCCACUUGCUGUCAGUGGGUAUGGUAUAGAGCUGGCCCUCAAGAGGACCGACUACAUCGUCAUUGAUGAUCGUCAGGCUGAAGACUCGGAUUCUGUGAGCAGUGAUGGCUCUAGCGCAAAGUUGACGGACGAAGAUGUGGCAGACCUCAAGCCGCUGUCCUCGAAGGAGCUGUUGAGAUUGGACAUGAGGGCGUCAAGCUUUGUAAUGAGCAGUGCUGAUCCAUUCGACACUUUGUUGAAGCUUACACAAGACUUCCCGAAGCACUCAGCAGCCAUGUCUACACAGGAGAUUUCCGAGGAUUUCAGGAAGGAACACUUGGUGAACCGCGAAGUCUUCCUACCAUCAGGUUAUAACGUCAUCUGGGUGAAUGGUCUCCAAGUUCUGGCUCGUGACUUCGAUGCUUACGCUAUGCUUGAGCAUUUGCGACGUGAGCGUAAGUUGAUCGACAGUGCGAGCGAGCUCGGUUUGAGCGGAAAGGAGGCCGUGCAGCUUCUAUCACAUUCAUCAAUCUCGGAAGCAUCCUCAAGUCAAGAACCUCAGCGUUACGAUUGGAGAGACGAGCUUGAAGAUGGCAAAGUCAUUAUCUGGAUGAAUGACAUUGAGCACGACAAACGUUAUGCCGAAUGGCCAUCUCAAGUCAGAGCGCUAUUGCAACGAACGUACCCAGGACAACUGCCCCCUGUUCGUAAGGAAAUUCAUAACCUUAUACUUCCAAUUGAUUUUGCCAACUACAAGGAUGUCGAGAUGGUCGUUGAGAGUCUACAAAGCUUUGUGAAGAGGAAAGUACCGAUUCGAUUUGGUCUUGUACCCAAAACCACUUCUGCCGCGUCGUCUGAGCAGGCCAAGACCGUAUACUACUUGCUCGACACUUAUGGUCUUGGUGUUGCUCUGGAAUAUCUACAGAAGCUUUCUUCUAGUCAAGGACGAAAGCUUGCAGGUCCGGUCCAGUCCGUAUUUGAUGGUGCCGCCAAAGGUCGCAAGCUUCGUAAAGACCGCACUUCAGCGCCACUGCAGGAGGUAUUGCAGAAUGAUGACUUCAAUGCACGUGUCGCGUCCGCAAGAAAGUACCUGGGCCGUUUAGGCGCAUCCGGCAAUACUCCACCUUUCUUUGUCAAUGGCAUUCCUCUACCGAUGUCCGACGAAUGGCUCCAGGAGAUGAGUCAGCGCGUCAGCACUGAUUUACGUACUGUGCAGAAGGCAAUCUUCGAAGAUGAGCUUGACGAUGAUAGCUACAUUCCCGAAGUGUUCUUGGCUCGCGCCUCAGCUCGUCGCAACCCAUGGGUCAUCCCCGAAGACGAGAACAGUAUCAGACAAGUUAACCUGGCAUCUCUAUCUGAUCUCACCGAAGGAGCCAUAGGAUCGGUACCUAGCUUACCAGCUAGCAAGGAUACCGUGUCAAGCGACCUUGUUCACCUUGUCAUAGUUGCAGACUUUGAUUCAGAAGCCAGCCAACGUAUGCUGUCUGCACUUCUUACUCUCCGCAAGGACGAGUAUGAUCAGGUAGAGAUCUUGCUCGUUCAUAGUUCCACUACGCCGCUGUCGACCUCGAGCUUUGCCGUUGAGUUGUUCAAGACUAUGAUCCUAGGCCCCACAGUCUCCUUGGAUGCCCUGCAAGCACUGCUGUCGAAGGGCAAGGUCACCGUCUCUGAAGAAGACGUUGUUGCCGCCAAUGCCUUCUGGUCGUCAGCUGACAGAUUCCUUGAGGAGAUCGGAUUCAGCAGUGGUGAUCAAGGCAUCUUGUUAGCUGGCCGAGUUGUCGGACCUUUGCCAUCAUUCGAGGACUUUGAUGGUGACGACUUCGAGACGCUUCUGUCAUACGAGCGUAUGAAGCGUUUGAUGCCGGCAGCUGCGGCUAUCAAGGGCGUCAACAUCGCUGAUAAGGCUAACACUGCCUUGUCGUUCUCCAAAUUAUCUAACCUCAUUGCCCUGUCAUCCAAGUCAGACGUCCCUGAGGGCAUGUUCGACUCAUCACCACCAGCUCGCUCAGAUGUCUUCAGCGGGUGGACCGGAUCACAUACUCUCAUCGAGCGUGGAGAUGCCGAGUCUGCAACGAUUCAGAUCGUCGCAUCAAUCGACCCAGCAUCUGAAACAGCUCAACGCUGGGUACCCAUCCUCAAGGUCCUGUCUGAGCUCUCUGGAGUCCACCUACGCCUAUAUUUGAAUCCAAAAGAGCGACUGGACGAACUGCCUGUCAAGCGUUUCUACCGGCACGUGCUGGAAUCGAAGCCAAGAUUUGACAAGGCAGGUUCUCUGCAGGGCACACUGGCACACUUUGGAGGCCUGCCGGCAGAUGCGCUUCUCACAAUGGCUAUGGAUAUGCCGCCUGCGUGGCUUGUCGCCCCUAAGGACAGCGUCCACGAUCUUGACAACAUCAAGUUGAGCUCGACACAAGGUAGAGACAUUGAGGCAACAUAUGAGCUCGAAAGCAUCCUUAUUGAAGGUCACUCUCGUGAUGUAACCAUUGGCACAGCGCCCAGAGGAGCGCAGCUUGUGCUGGGUACCAACAAGGAUCCGCAUUUUGCCGACACCAUUAUCAUGGCGAACCUGGGAUAUUUCCAGUUCAAGGCGAACCCUGGCUUCUACAAUCUCACUCUACAAAAGGGAAGAAGCGAGGAAAUAUUCAAGAUCGACAGUGCUGGCACCAUUGGAUACAGUCCUCAAGCAGGAGAUGAGAUUACUGAGAUAGCGCUUACCAGUUUCCGAGGUGCUACUAUCUUCCCUCGUCUCUCACGAAGACCUGGCAUGGAAGAUGAAGAUGUUCUUGAAAGUGCAAAGACAACCGCUGAUCACAUUGCUAACAAGGCCGAUGCCAUCCUUUCUAAAGUCGGUCUUGGUAGCGUAAAGUCAGGUGAUGUUCUCUCAAAAGCUCAGAAAUUCGGUUCUGGCCUCCUAUCAAAAUCAGGUGGCUCUUCUACUGAUCUUGCGACUCUGCCUCAUGCUGAUAUCAACAUCUUCUCGGUCGCUUCUGGACAUCUGUAUGAGCGCAUGCUCAACAUCAUGAUGCUAUCGGUUACAAAGCACACCUCACACACAGUCAAGUUCUGGUUCAUCGAGCAGUUUCUGUCUCCUUCCUUCAAGGCCUUCCUGCCAAUCAUGGCCGAGGAGUAUGGCUUUAGAUAUGAGAUGGUCACCUACAAGUGGCCUCAUUGGCUCCGUGGCCAAAAGGAAAAGCAACGUGAGAUCUGGGGUUACAAGAUCUUGUUCCUGGAUGUCCUCUUCCCGCUUGACUUGGACAAGGUCAUUUUCGUCGAUGCCGAUCAAAUCGUACGCACUGACAUGUACGAUCUUGUAAAGUACGACCUCCAAGGUGCACCAUACGGUUUCACCCCAAUGUGCGACUCUAGAACAGAGAUGGAAGGAUUCCGCUUCUGGAAGCAGGGUUACUGGAAGAACUUCCUCCGGGGCUUGCCCUACCACAUCUCGGCUCUCUACGUGGUCGACCUUGUACGCUUCCGUCAGAUGGCCGCAGGAGAUCGUCUGAGACAACAGUAUCACCAGCUGUCAGCAGAUCCCAAUAGUCUGAGCAACUUAGACCAAGAUCUUCCUAACCAUAUGCAGCAUGUCUUGCCUAUCCAAAGCUUGCCUCAGGAAUGGCUCUGGUGCGAGACCUGGUGCAGCGACGAGACUCUAGGUGUUGCGCGAACCAUUGAUCUGUGUAACAAUCCUCAGACCAAGGAGCCCAAGCUGGAGAGAGCCAGGAGACAGGUACCCGAGUGGACUAUCUACGACGAUGAGAUUGCGGCGUUGGCUCAACGCAAGGUUGGCGAAGGCAAGAGUCCUAUCGCUGGUCACGCGGGCGGUGCUGGUAUCCAGGCAGAGAUGCAGGAAGCGGAUGCAAGAGCUCAAAGAGAGGAGAACGAAAUGAAGAAGCAAAAGAGUCAUGAUGAGUUGUAGAGUUAGAUGAGUAUAGAAUCAAUAACAGCGACCUUUUCCCCAUACU
Aureobasidium subglaciale EXF-2481 is the source of this 4798-nucleotide messenger RNA. RefSeq names its product glycosyltransferase family 24 protein. Gene Ontology annotation, cellular component: endoplasmic reticulum. Lineage: Eukaryota; Fungi; Ascomycota; Dothideomycetes; Dothideales; Saccotheciaceae. The record is from RefSeq and is a predicted model, not a curated record. The transcript is spliced from 5 exons. Gene Ontology annotation, molecular function: UDP-glucose:glycoprotein glucosyltransferase activity. The coding region runs from base 181 to 4752 and encodes 1523 amino acids.